AUCCUCUACUUUGGGCUCUACGAAGGCCGGAACCCCAGUCCGACGCGAGACCCAGGCUACAUCAUCAUCCUCCUGAGCAGUCCUGAAGGCGUGGUCCUUUCCACCAGUUCCUGAAAAUGUUUUUAAGGUUGUUACGCUCCUUCUUAAGGAUGCCACCAAAUCUGACGAUAUUAAUCUGUGGAGGGUUCGUUGGCUUUGUCUUGGUGCACAUGAACCUGAAAUUUAGCAAUGAUUUAGCAUUGCAAAAAUUUUAUAAGAUUCAAAGCAACCGCCCAAUUAAGGUCAACAUCUCUAGCAAGAAAUCAGAUGAAGUAGCGAAGCAGCUGAGCUCGAAGGUGCGCAUCCUGUGCUGGAUCAUGACCCAGCCCAUAAACUUGCAGCGGAAAACCAAACACAUCCGAGCCACUUGGACCAAACACUGCAACAUGGUUCUGUACAUGAGCUCCAUCGCCAGCGACUUCCCAACCAUUGGACUGAACAUGUCCGAGAGCAGAAAGCAUCUCUACUUGAAAACCAUCCGCGCCCUCCAUUACAUCCACGCUCACCACCUAGACGCUGCCGAGUGGUUCCUCAAAGCCGACGACGAUACGUUCGUGGUGGUGGAGAACCUGCGGCGUCUUCUGAGCAGAUACAACACUGAAGAGCCCGUCUACCUGGGACACAGGUUCGGGGUGUUUGUGAAGCAGGGCUAUAUGAGUGGAGGAGCUGGCUAUGUUUUAAGCCGAGAGUCUAUCAGGAGGUUCGUCCAAGGUUUCAGCUCAGGACAGUGCACUCACAUUAGCCCACUGGAGGACGUUGCCUUGGGGAUGUGCAUGCAGACCAUGAAGGUUGAAGCCGGAGAUUCGAGAGAUGAGAUGUUGAGAGAAACAUUUAAUCCCUUCACUCCAGAGAGCCACUUGCUUCCUCCAGCCACCGGGAAACAGCACUGGCACUACGAUUACUAUCAGACAAAACGUGGCCCGGAAUGCUGUUCCGAUUUUGUCAUCAGCUUUCACUACAUCCAGCCUGAGAUGAUGUACGAGCUGGAAUACUACACUUAUCACCUGAGACCUUUCGGAUAUCAGUACAGGUUUAUGCCGAUUCUCUCGGCUAAUGUUACUGAGAAACCUAGAGUUUAAAAUAAAUAAAUUCAUUUAAAAAAAAAAACUGUUAUAAAAACCUAUACUGUUAUAGUAUAGAAAAUAGCACCAUUUAUUGAAAAUUGCAGCUUAUUCACAGCCUAUUUAUUACAAUAUUAAUUUAUAGCAAUAAACACUUGUAAGUAUGCAAAAAGAAUAAAGUAGCUGUGAAACUUCAGAAUUAAAAGUACUUUUCUGAUUCAGUGUUUAAAGAAUUAUGAUAGUAACCUUCUUGUUACCAGAUAAACGACUUGGAUCUCUCUAUUAAUCCUGAAAUCAUGUGUAGGAUAGUGUUCAGUGUUAAAGAUAAAUCUGUGACCCAAACCAUAAUCCAAUAACAGUUGAGGACUGAAUCCAAGAUGGCCGCCAAGUGGAGAGAAUUUAUUUGACGUUAUAUAUACACUACCGCUCAAAAGUUUGGGAAAUUUGAUUGUUUUCCAAGGAAAAACAGGAAAUUAGUCUGAAUAGAAAAUAUAGCAGAAGAACAGGACAUGCUGACGUGUCAGAGUUAGAAAUAAUGAUUUUGAUGGAAACGAUGAAUGUUUUCUUCAAACUUUGCCUUCAUCCAAAAAACCACCUUUUGCAGUAAUUACAGCCUGGGCAUUCUAGCGGUCAAUUUUUCAAGAUAAUCUGAUGAGAUUUCACCCCAUGCUUCCUAGAGCAUCUCCCACAAGAUGGAUUGGCUGAUAGAGUCUUCCUCCGUAGUUGAAAUCAAGCUGAAAUAUGCAAGUGAUCCCAAACUUUUGAGCGGUAGUAUAAUUAUAGUAGUAUAGCGGUAGUAUAAUUAUAUAUAUAUUUUAAAUUUACUCUUGAUGUUUUAAAUUAAGUAAAUCUUGUAUAAUUUACUCCUGUUAAUCAAACGCUAUUGUAGUUUAGAAUGUUAUAAAAUUAGAUUAUAAGGAUCGACAUUUGGAGAAAUACAGCUCCAAAACUGAAACACAUUAAAUAUGUAUGCAUUCAAAUAUUUUUGUUUUUUGCAUUUUGCAUAAUACAAGUGAUAAACUAAGGAAAGAGUGAAAUUCAUUGAUGGCCAGAUGAAA
Messenger RNA from Hemibagrus wyckioides, 2158 nucleotides. RefSeq names its product core 1 synthase, glycoprotein-N-acetylgalactosamine 3-beta-galactosyltransferase 1b (gene c1galt1b). The record is from RefSeq and is a predicted model, not a curated record. Gene Ontology annotation, cellular component: membrane. Gene Ontology annotation, molecular function: N-acetylgalactosaminide beta-1,3-galactosyltransferase activity. The transcript has 6 exons. The coding region runs from base 117 to 1118 and encodes 333 amino acids. NCBI's taxonomy places the organism in Eukaryota, Metazoa, Chordata, Actinopteri, Siluriformes, Bagridae.